Molecule: messenger RNA, 2451 nt
Organism: Penicillium expansum
Lineage: Eukaryota; Fungi; Ascomycota; Eurotiomycetes; Eurotiales; Aspergillaceae
Exons: 1
Coding region: 1-2451 (816 amino acids)
Cellular component (GO): nucleus
Molecular function (GO): DNA binding
Source: RefSeq, a predicted model, not a curated record
AUGUUUCCUCUUAGACUAAACCGCGACGAUAGGAAGUCCAAGACCGUCAAGGCCAAGACAAACAAAACAAACAGAAAGACCUCAACCAAGGACCCAGAGGAUCCUACCACGGCUCGCUCAUCAACUUCCCAACGCAGGUCCUCCAUGCCUGGACUCGAGAGAUCCGAGGCUGCCUCGUUCCUCGAGUCGAGAACAAGUCUACCCUACCCCACUUUCUCGAAAGCUCACAGCAAGGAAGGCGUCCGAGCGAGCAUCCCUACACCGGAUCCGACCGAUUUGACACAUGACGAGGGGAAGAACGGUCACCGCGAGAAUCACCAUGCGCCUCCUAGUCCGCCGCUGACCGGCCUCGACCAGGAGUCGAGGAAGGGCAGUAUUGUCAACGAGGAUGAGAAGGAGACAGACAAACCCAAGAAGAAAACAAGUAUUAAAAUCAGAGCCUCCGAAGUGAAUAGGUCCUCCUCGAGUCUCCGGUCGAAACGCGAUGACAGCACCAAGUCCAAGUCCAGCAAGACAUCGCGAACAGAGACCCCUACAAAAUCCAGACCCAAGGAUGAGAGUGAACCGUUGCCUCGGUCAUCAAGCUACAAGUCGAAGACAAAGGUUCCCGAGGACAGAAAGCUACCCAAACGGUCGAGUCGCUCGACGAUGUCUGCCUCACAGUCGAACGUUACACUUCGUGAUAUUGGCGCAGAGUCAGCUAACGGCUCCGAUGCGACAUCUAUUGCGCCUAACCAGCAGCAUUCGGUGCCACGAAAACCCAUGACCCCGCCUACGAAGCCUCCCUCUCGCACCCAAAACCGAUCGGCCAUGUCACAUCGCCACUCUGCUAGCGACGAAUCGAUCGAUUUUGUGAAACCAGUGAAUCCGAAUUCGUUUGGCGCACCCCCGCCGCCCCCACCUCCGCCCGAAAUGCCUGCUACUAUCCCUCGAGUCGAUUACUUGCUGAAAAAUGGUGGUUUGGAAAAUAAGGUCUCGAGAGCACUGCUGGCUAGCCUCGGGCAGAAAGAUCCAUUCUCACAAGGACAGCCUCAGUCUCGGGCCAUCGCUGGAAAAAUAUUCGAUCCAUAUAACCGCUUACUAGACGACUACCAAAAGGUCAUGAGUAAGAAUGGAUCUCUUGCUGUCGCAACAGGCUACCGGUCCGUCGCCCGUCGUCUACUGGAUCGUCUCGAAGCUGUGUUCGCGCGCGACAUCUCGUCCGAGCCAUGCAGCUGCCAGGUAUGCGACCAAGCGGAGUCAGACGAUCGACCAGAUGGAGUGAGCUGGGGCGAGGUUUUGGAGCUUGUGUCUGGCCGCAGGGAACUUCCGAUGUGGCCUCCCUUCACGAUGGCCCCCACUACCGUGGAUACCGGCGCGCCAGGCGAUGAGCACAUUCCAAUGCAGAAGCUUGACGUCGACGUUCCUGAAGAGUAUCGCGAACACUUCAUACGGCAAUCUCGAAAGACGAAGGUCGCUGUCGACAAAUGGCUCUAUGAGCAGAAUGAUCCAGGCACCAGUGCUCCUAACGAGGUUGACGAUGAGACGCUGACCUUCGCCAUGCUUACGCAUCUCGAACCUCACCAGCGCUCGUUAUUCUGCUCUUUACUCGGCAUCAAUUCUUCUACUCCUGUCCCGCGGUCCGGCGACGAAAAACCCCGACCGAAACCUUCGGCGCUUGUCUCGUCAGCCUCGGCCAUCCAGCGUCUUUACCGACUAUCCUCCCUCCCUCGCGACCCAGAAACUGCUAUGUACAUGUUGAAUAAUCCCACUCUCCACCAUGUCCUCGCCACCCUUUCCGCCAUUAGCGAUGAUGAGUGGGAGAUCCUCAUCUCCGGCCGCUUUGACGGAUUCCUCCGCAGUGGCGCAGAAGACACAGGCCCCGCCACGAAUGCCGCCGGAUCUCGCUGGGGCAGUCGCUCCAACACACCCUUAGGCGGCGGUAUCUCCCGAGGUCCAACACCCAACUAUAUGGAUGGCAGCUUCCGACCCUCCAGCCAAGUCAACGGCGUACCCUCAACCCCAGCCUCAUUCGGUGGCCCGAUUGCACUAGACGAGGAGACCGAAAUCGCCGCGUUAGCAGAAGUUGAGCGCGACAUUUUCCUCGGAAUGGAAGCCCUCGAAGACGCCUUCGAAGCCCUCCACUGCAAAGCCGAAGUCGUGCGGCGCGCACUGCGCGAACGUGGCGCCGGCCUCUCUGUAGCAAACCAAAGCCGCCGGGGCUCAUUCGUCGAAGCGCGCCUGGGCACCCCCUUCUCGGGCGUCGGCACAUGGGAGAGCGGCGGCGAAGACGACUUCCUCGACGACGAUCGUUCUCUUGCGCCUGAUGACUCGGCGAGUAACAUUAGCUCGAACCGGCGCCGCCGGCCCAAGAGACGCACGGAGCGACGCACGCCUGCGCCUGUCGAGGAGGAGGAUGAGGAAGAUGACGGUCUUGGUCGUGGAGAUACACGCACCUCGAGGCGGAGAUAG